This is a messenger RNA of Puccinia graminis f. sp. tritici CRL 75-36-700-3, 1021 nucleotides long. RefSeq lists its product as uncharacterized. Bases 186 to 542 code for a protein of 118 amino acids. The record is from RefSeq and is a predicted model, not a curated record. Lineage: Eukaryota; Fungi; Basidiomycota; Pucciniomycetes; Pucciniales; Pucciniaceae. Gene Ontology annotation, cellular component: cytosol. The transcript is spliced from 7 exons.
UGCCAAGUCACAGCACGCAGAUCGUGUGACGUCAGUUGAUCAGUGAGACCAGCAGACCAAAAUGCCGGUUCAUCACUCCAGUCUUCUCGGAUCGCAAACUGGCAACUUCUUACUGGUUUCGUUUUCCGUAGAAAUCAUCCAUCCGUCUGCAUACAUAUUAAUAUACUUAUACCAUUGUUGGAGAUAUGUCCAAGGCAGACGAGAGAUCAACUUCAAUGACUCGCUGCACUGCAGACUUUUGCUUGAUUCCAAUUGGCGGUGAGGACGGUGCAAGCGUUGGAAAAUACAUUACUGAAUGUCAAAGGGUCUUGGCUAAAACCGGCCUAGAAUACAAAAUGCACGGGUACGGAACUGGGCUCGAAGGGCCUUGGGAUGAAGUCAUGAAUGCAAUCAAAGCAUGCCAUGAAGCUGUCCACAAGAUGGGCUGUCCUCGCGUUGCAACCGACAUCAGAAUCGGUACCAGAAUUGACAAGCCGAGCAGUCUAUCUCAAAAGGUCGAAAGCGUUGAGAAGCGUCCGGCCGCGAACAAUUUCGCGCACUAGCGACUUCAAAAAAACGUCCAGCAACUCAAUCAGCGUCUCUUCCAGACAACGUACAGUUUCUUGUCAGGGCAGCAUCUCGCCUCUGCGCGGCUUUUCUCUAUGGCCGGAAUUCAUAAACAUGACAAUUGCCAAAUCAAACCACAAGUCAACUUAUCAGAAGCUUUGUUAAACUACUAUGUGCUAUUAUACUGGUUAUACUAACCCUAACAACUCAAAAUAACCAAAUAUCUUGAGACAUACAUCCGAUUGUGCUCCUUCCAUCUUCGAUUUGUUUACUAUUUCCUUAAACGCAGAUGUUUAUUUUUGCUGCCAACCGUUUCAGUGCAUAAUCAUAAAUUUUAUCACGCUUACCGCAAUCAAAGCCAUUUGUUGAUGUGCUGUCAAUAUAAAUUUCCAUUUCAAGUGGGGAAGGUUUUCCUGUAAUCUGGUAUGCUAUAUAGUGGCCCACAUGAUGAAAUUACCAGGAGUGAUUGUUCAGG